Molecule: messenger RNA, 1156 nt
Organism: Leptopilina heterotoma
Lineage: Eukaryota; Metazoa; Arthropoda; Insecta; Hymenoptera; Figitidae
Product: myosin regulatory light chain 2-like
Exons: 5
Coding region: 148-801 (217 amino acids)
Biological process (GO): locomotion; post-embryonic development
Cellular component (GO): cytoplasm; myosin II complex
Molecular function (GO): calcium ion binding; myosin heavy chain binding
Source: RefSeq, a predicted model, not a curated record
ACCAGGUAAGAGAUCCCUACUCAAUUAAUCAAGUAAUGGAGGGGGAGGCUAUCAAAAGAUACAUAGAGAAGUUCAGAUCAAUCACAUGAUCAGUUGUUUCUCUGUAAUCAUCUUGUACAUUCUUCUUUGAAAACUAACUUUUCAACCAUGGCUGAUAAGACUAAGAAAAAGACUAAAAAGAAGGAUGAUGCAAAAGCAGCUCCAGCAGCAGAAGCUGCACCAGCUCCAGCUCCCGAACCUGAACCAGUACCAGAAAAACCACCAACACCCGCAGAAACUCCAAAGUCCUCUAGAUCUAGUAGAGAAAGUCGAGGAAGCAGAAAAGUCAAACGCACAGGAUCCAGUGUGUUUUCUAUGUUUACUCAAAAACAAGUCGCUGAGUUUAAAGAGGGAUUUGCACUGAUAGAUCAUGACAAAGAUGGUGUUAUUGGAAAGGAAGACUUAACAUGGAUCUUUGAUCAAGUUGGAAAAUUGGUAGAGGAGAGUGAUGUAGAAGCAAUGUUAGAGGAAGUACCUGUACCUAUUAAUUUCACACAAUUUCUUCAUUUAUUUGCAGGACGCCUGUCACAAGGAGGAACCGAUGAUGAUGAUGUCAUAAUUAAAUGUGUCGCCACAUUCGAUAAUGGUCAAGGAAAAAUUGAUGGCGAAAGAUUCAGGCACGCCUUGACAGUUUUCUGUGACAAAUUCACGAACAAGGAAGUAAAUGAAGCAUUCGACCAUUGUUUCAUUGAUGACAAGGGUAGGAUUGAUAUUGAGAGUCUUAUCAACAUGUUGAUUGGUAAAGAAGAUGAAGAUGAUUAAUGCUAAAGUUUUACAUACAAAAAUCGAUUGCUUGCUGGUAAAAUUUUUUCAUAUUUUCUUUAAAAUAAUAAUGACUGUUCAUGCGCACAUAAUAAGUGUAUUUAAAAACAUCAUACCGACGGCUGUGAUUUUCAUAAACAAUAAUGACACAAAAAAUAAGGAUAAAAUAAUCUUUUUGACGUAAAAAAUUUGUUAUUUGAAUAUUGUGCUGUCGAAGAAAAACUUAUUUCCAAUAUGACAUAUUCCCCAGCGGACAUUGUCAUUUCUUUGUAUAGAUACAUAAGUUCUCACAUAAUUUAUAAAACUGUAUCUGUCAUAAAAUAAAUUAAUUGUAAAGAUAUCGUAAGACCAAUAA